AUGGCCAGUGUUCCCAAACGGUGUCAAUCAAGCCUGUGCGCUGCUCAAAGCAAAAAGAUCACCUUCCUACCAAGUAAGGAGCCGGCCUUCGUCACUGUCCCUGGAAAUGGUUUCUCAGAACCAUUUUCAGUUGUACCAGGGACAUGGAUUGCUUGUAUCAAGGCAGAAGGAGUCCUCCUGGAUUACCUGGUGCUGCUACCCAGGGACUACUAUGAAGCACCCGCGCUACGGCAGCAGGUCACAGAACCAUGUGCCUCUUCAGGACCAACCCAGGAGAAUUGCCUGCUUUACCAACAUUUGCCAGUGACCAGAUUCCCCUGUGCCCUGGCUUGUGAAGCCAGACACUUCCUGCUGGAUGGGGAGCUGAGACCCUUGGCAGCAAUGCAGCCCACACCGGCACACCCCGUCAUGGUGGACCUCAGUGGGAGAGAGGUGGAGCUGUGGCUGCGGCUGCAUGUCCCACAGGUGGGCCACUACGUGGUCGUGGUCGAGUAUGCCACAGAAGUCGACCAGAUGUCUGUGGUUGAUGUGGACGUGAGGAGCCCCGGGUCUGUCACAGCAGGCCAGGUGAACGUCUACAGCUGCAUGUACAGCACCCUCUGCCGGAGUGCUGUGAUUGACCACACACACCGCAUUGCUGUGUAUGAGCUACUGGCAGAUGUGGACAUUCAGCUCAAGGCACAUGUGGCCCGAUUCCUUCUGCAUCAGAUUUGUAUCAUACCAGUUGAAGAAUUCUCCACUGAAUAUGUGAGACCUCAAGUCCACUGCAUUGCCAGUUAUGGGCAAUUUUUUAGUCAAAGUGCCACCUGUGUCUCCCAGGCCUAUGAAACUCCUCCUACAGCAUUAAGUUUGGAUGCCCUGAAUGGUGGGCCUUCAUCUUCUGCUCACCUUGUUUCUGGAAUCACCUUGAAGGCACCGCAGAACCAGGUGACCCUGAGAGGGCACGUGCCACACCUGGGCCGAUAUGUCUUUGUCAUCCAUUUUUAUCAACCAGUGUACCCCACAUUCCCAGCACAGGUGUUUGUGGAUGGAGCGCAGCAGUGGUCAGGUUCCUUUCAUGCCUCUUUUUGCCCCCAUGUGCUUGGCUGCCAAGACCAAGUCAUCUCCAGAGACCAGGUUGCAUUUGACAUCUUAGAGCCUGAGAUUGCCGUGACUGUGAAGGUUCCAGAUGGAAAGUCGUUAGUAUUGGUCCGUGUUCUGGUGGUACCCGAGGAGAAUUACGACCCCCGAACACUACACAAGAAAUUCAUGAACAAGUCGUCCGAGUUUGUCAACAACUGUGGAGGAGACAGUUUUUAUAUUGACCCCCAGACAGCCCCCAGAUUCUGUAAGAACUCUGCCAGGUCCCUGGUGGCCUUGUACCAUGAUGGUGCACUGCCCUGCGAGUGCCACCCUGCUGGGGCCUUGGGCCAGGGCUGCAGCCCAGAGGGCGGGCAGUGCCCGUGCCGGCCCAAUGUCAUCGGGCGACAGUGCACCCGCUGCCAGACGGGCUACUAUGGAUUCCCACACUGCAGGCGUAAGUGCAGCCUUGUUGUCCGCCCGCCCUGCCUCUCGGCAGUGUCUGAUCUUCACUCGGUGUCACUUUAUCCCCCGCCAGCCUGUAGCUGUGGCCGGCGCCUGUGUGAGGAGACGACGGGAACGUGCCUCUGCCCACCCCACACGGUCAGGCCCCAGUGCGAGGUGUGCGAAAUCCAUUCCUUCAGCUUCCACCCCCUGGCCGGCUGCGAGGGCUGCAACUGCUCCCGGUGGGGCUCCGUGGGGGCUGCCACCCCUGAGUGCGACAGGGACAGCGGGCAGUGCAGAUGCAAGCCCAGGAUCGCAGGGCGACAAUGUGACCGGUGUGCAUCUGGGUUCUACCACUUCCCUGAGUGCGUUCCCUGCAAUUGCAACCGAGAAGGGACAGAGCCAGAAGUCUGUGACCUGGGGACUGGAGCGUGCCUCUGCAAGGAAAAUGUGGAAGGUACCGAAUGCAAUGUGUGUCGAAAAGGUUCAUUUUAUUUGGACCCAGACAACCCUAAGGGUUGUACCAGCUGCUUCUGCUUUGGAGUAAAUAAUCACUGUACCAGUACACAUAAGCGAAGAACUAAGGUAUGCAGAGAAUCAAAGGCUUUGUGCUUUUCCUAAGUACUGCAGAGUGAGGGAAAAAAUGAAUUGGCAUGAAGCAUGAAGUGUUGUGGAACUUUCUGUGUAUUAGUAUUUUGCAAUGGUAAGCAUUGUCCUUGCAGUUCCCUCAGCCAGCAGCG
Loxodonta africana (African savanna elephant) is the source of this 2243-nucleotide messenger RNA. RefSeq names its product laminin subunit alpha-3. The record is from RefSeq and is a predicted model, not a curated record. The transcript has 15 exons. Bases 1 to 2124 code for a protein of 707 amino acids. Gene Ontology annotation, biological process: tissue development; animal organ morphogenesis. NCBI's taxonomy places the organism in Eukaryota, Metazoa, Chordata, Mammalia, Proboscidea, Elephantidae.